Messenger RNA from Cynara cardunculus var. scolymus (artichoke), 1047 nucleotides. RefSeq lists its product as uncharacterized. Gene Ontology annotation, biological process: translation. Gene Ontology annotation, molecular function: 5S rRNA binding; structural constituent of ribosome. The record is from RefSeq and is a predicted model, not a curated record. The coding region runs from base 1 to 1047 and encodes 348 amino acids. Lineage: Eukaryota; Viridiplantae; Streptophyta; Magnoliopsida; Asterales; Asteraceae. The transcript is spliced from 3 exons. Gene Ontology annotation, cellular component: ribosome.
AUGGUGGAAGCAACUAAGAAUUCGAUCGAUAACGCAACCACCCAAAUGAAAAUGAUAUAUUCGGUCAUUUCGGAUUCUACACCCGCCAUGGAUGGUUUGAGAGAAGAGUUGAGAGAACUUGGGCUUGGGGUGAUUGAAAUCAUUCAAAUGGGUAAGUACUUUGCGGACAAACUAUCUCAAUAUCGGUUUUGGAAGAGUUUGGAUGAUUAUAUGAGAAUAGAAUUUGUGAAGUCAAUUUACGAUGAGAUCAACCUUCAUCAUUCCCCAUUGUUUUCAAAAAUUGGCGAUCAAUCCAAUGAUUACAAAAUUGACAUUGUUGACGAUGAGACUUGGCAAGUUUCAACAGGUUUUGCGAAUGCAUGGAAAGAUGCUACUGCCCCAUCUCUGCUUGACAGAGAUUCAAAAGAGUAUGAAGAGUACAAUAUUGAUUUCCACAGGAGGAAAUCUUCUAAAAGGAAGACUGAUCAGAGGGAGAGCAAGGCAAAAGAGAACCCAAAUUCAACUUCGGGCAAUAUGGUUGAAAAUGUUUCAAAAAGAAAAGAUGAGAUUAGAGAAAGCAAAAURAAUGGAAACCCAAGAAAUAAUUACGGGAUUUCCAUGUUUGAUGAGAUGGAGAAACCGGAAGGAUCUUUCAUUGAAAAGAAGCAAAGGGUUCCAACUUUCAAUCAACUUACAGCGCCAUACCAUGAGCCAUUUUGUUUGGAUAUCUACAUCUCAAAAGCAUCUAUACGAGCGUGCAUUGUUCAUCGAGCAACGAGCAAAGUUGUUGCUGUUGCACAUUCUAUUUCUAAGGACAUGAAAUUUGAUCUGGGUUCAACUAGAAAUGCUGCUGCUUGUGCUGCUGUUGGGAAAGUAUUAGCACAAAGAGCUUUUGCUGAUGAUAUUCACAAUGUGGUUUAUACACCCAGAAAAGGUGAGAAGUUGGAGGGGAAACUUCAAAUUGUGCUUCAGUCUGUAAUAAAUGAUGGUGUACGGGUGAAGGUGAAGAUUAAAAAGACUAAAGUUCAAAAAGAUGGCUUCCGAUCUGCAGAUUAUAAGCGUAAUUAA